Messenger RNA from Clonostachys byssicola, 1341 nucleotides. Lineage: Eukaryota; Fungi; Ascomycota; Sordariomycetes; Hypocreales; Bionectriaceae. The record is from the annotation of a GenBank genome assembly.
AUGCGGUCAUUCACAUUGCCCAUCCUCUUUGCAGGCUCCGCCGCAGCACGAACUUUUAGCCUCGAAACCCGCGCCGAUGGCUGCAAGGAUGUUCACAUCUUCUUGGCCAAGGGAAACAACGAGCCCUACCCAGGACGUCAAGGAAAGCUUGUCAAUGCCAUCUGCGACGGUCUCCCCAGCUGCGACUACGAGGAUAUCCUGUUCAACAACCCCGGCGGCUCUGACUACUGUGUUGCUACCAACGAGGGCAUGGUCAAUGGAAAGGCCCAGGUUAUCGCCUACAAUGAGAAGUGCCCUGACUCGAAGUUGGUUCUCAGUGGAUUCUCUCAGGGUGGUGAUGUUGUGAGCAGUAUCCUGGCUGGAGGUGGCGGUGACAUCUUUGGAUGCACAUAUCCUGCCACCACUCCCCUCGGUGCUUCAUCCAAGGCCGGUAAGAAGAUUGCUGCUGCUAUGGUCUUUGGUGAUGUUCGCCAUACUGCUAACCAGCCCUGGAACGUCCUCGACGGUGCUUCUGGUCAAGGUGUUGUCCCCCGUACCCCCGAAAUGCUUGCUGAGCUCGCUCGAUAUGGAGCUACCUUCCGCGACUACUGCAACGCUGGCGAUGGUGUUUGCGGCGACGGCAAUAUUGUCGAUGAGCACUUGAACUACUUUGACAAGUACAGCAACAUCGCCGCUGAGUUUGUCCACGAGCGUCUCCGUGCCGUCUCUGGUCCUGCAUCCACCUCGAUAUCUGCCUCCUCCGCAGUCUCUACUAGCAAGACUCCCGGCGCCACCAACUCAGUAGCAUCCAGCACCUUCAGCCACCCCAACAAUUCCACCGUCACCACUGGCCACAACGCCGGAACUACUUCUGCCCCUGAUGUCUCGACCCUGACCGUCACCGAGGACUGCGAGUCAAAGGGCUCGACCUUCUUCGAGACCGUCACCCUCACCGCCAAGUGCCCCAUCUGCACCAAGAUCCCCGAGUACGCUACCGUCACCGACCUGUACGAAGGCCCGACCACCACCGGCACCCAGGGUGCGUUCGUCAGCAACGGCAACCACUUCCCCGUCCAGACCGGCACCGCUCAGCCCGGCAACGGCCCCAAGUGGACCACCUUCACCACCGCCGGUCACGUCACCACUGCCUACAUCCCCGGAGGUUCUGCCCAGCCUAGCUCCGGCCUUGGAGGCAAGCCUGGAAACUCGGACAGCAACGGCAGCGGCCCUGAGUCCCCUACCAAGCCUUCUUCCGCUUCUGGCAACUCGCCCGCUGCUCCCAGUGCUCCUGUGAGUGGCGCAGCUAACAUGGUUCCCCAUUUCACAGCCAUUGUUGCUCUUUUGGCCAUGAUGGCCUUCUAA